AGAGCUGCGAGGUGAAGAAUUAAAUAUGAAGGCCAGUGCAUAUAGCGCCAGUUUUUGUUGAGUUUUAAUGAGCUGGAAGCGCGAGAAAUAUGUGUGCGAAAAGUGCGUGGAGAUCAUCACUUAAUGCACCUCCUAUUUGCAUAGGUGGCUCCGUUGCGAAUUGAUUCCCAUUUUAAACAGUUGCCUGCCGAAGAAGAGUAGAGACGACAGCGAGAACCAAAACACAUACAUACAUACACGGGCACGGGACAACAACAACAAUGGAGUUAGGUGAUCAUGUUUAUGCCGCCGAGAAGAUCAUCAAGAAACGGAUCAGAAAGGGAAUAGUGGAGUAUUACGUAAAAUGGAAAGGUUGGAGCAACAGGCACAACACGUGGGAACCAGAAGUGAAUAUUCUGGAUUCUCGUUUGAUUGAUCUGUACGAACGGUCGCUGCAUAAAGAAAAUACACCUGGUAAACGAGGUCCGAAGAAGAAUGCCGGUAAGACGCUCGACAGAAUCCAGGCCAUCGGUGCCGAAGAAGAGUUGAGGAACAGCGAAGAGGAGAGCCAGGACGAGAGCUCGAGCGUGAAGUCAAUACCAAAAUUGGACGCAGCACCCAUCGAGGAUGACGAGACGCGGGCGUCCGCGGAGGAAGAGACGAGUCCACCGACGUUGACUCCAGCGACAGCCAUCGACAUCGAGAAUACCAGCAGUUCGAGCAGCGAGGACAGACCAAUCCUUAGCAGACUCAUAUCCGAAGAUCCCGUGGGCACAAAACGAAAAGCAGAGGUGUUGUCGAAGGAGUCGGGCAAGAUCGGAGUGACGAUCACGACGAGCAGUCCUACAAGUCCGAGUCCACCACCUGCGAAAGUACAAAAAACGAAGCCUCUGUCGUUGCCAAGCAGCGCCCGCACGAACGGCAAGAAAGAGGAUGAAGCCUCCUCCGGUAUACCGUCGGCAUCGAGCGCUGCCGUCCUCACGGCAACGGCGCCAAGGAGCGCUGAUAAAAGACCCAGCCAAAUAGAUCCUGCUCUACCACACACCUCCACCUUGGAACCUGCAUCCCCAAAGCCGGUUGCGUCACGUACUGACGAUAACCAGUCGGCGGCAGCAGCUUCGCAGGCAAUCUCCACUGCACCCGCGCCUACGUCCACCCCAGCCCCGCCUGUUCUUCGACCGCAGAACCAGCAGCAGCAUCAACAGUCCCACCCCGAAGCCGUUCUCAACAAUAAGCACGUCACUGUGAACGGUCAUAAUAAUAACAUCCACAAGACGGAGGCGGAGGAGGUGUCACAUCCACCUCCGGUCGCGCUUACGAGUCCCGGUUCCGACUACUGGCUCGCCCGAAACCCCGUUGCCGAUCAAGUCUUCAUAACGGACGUGACUGUUAAUCUGAAGACCGUCACCAUACGUGAGUGCAAAACGGAGAAGGGCUUCUUCAAAGAGCGCGACGAUAACCACCAAUCGAAGCCCAGUGAUAUUGUGUGACGUUUCUUGUAGUUUCUAGAAGCCGGCUUCAACUGUACAUACAACACGAGAUCUGUACAUAGGACAUUCUCUUUUGCGGAGAGCGUGUAAAAGGUAAAAGGCGCGCGAAACGCGCUGCAACAAUUGACUUUUUAUAAUUGAUGUGGAAGCGUUGCAUUCAUGUUUAACGCGGAUGAUUUUUGAUCUUCUCCGGAACAAACAAAUCACCAUCAGUUUAUUUAUAUACUUAUAGAUAUACAUAUGUUUGUGGAGAUGACAGUUUAAUUAUACCCAAUUGCGAGCAAACUACAGAAGAUGAACAGAAAAGAACACAGGGUAUUCAUUUAAUUCUUUUUAUUUUUCUUCUGCCCAUCAACACAUACAUAUAUGUAUAUAUAUA
Molecule: messenger RNA, 1848 nt
Organism: Nicrophorus vespilloides
Lineage: Eukaryota; Metazoa; Arthropoda; Insecta; Coleoptera; Silphidae
Gene: Pc
Product: polycomb group protein Pc
Exons: 2
Coding region: 261-1469 (402 amino acids)
Source: RefSeq, a predicted model, not a curated record